UCACUGACAAUGGCUUGGGCUGACAUUUCCUCAUCAGUCUGAUACUAGUUGUACUACCGCAGUAGUUUCUGUGUGAAACCUUCCAUUCAAUCAUGUGCUGAACAAACUUACGGUUAGUGUAAAACCUACUAUUCAAGUCAGUGCUAAACAUAAAGUCGUUUAUGUGUGAAGCCUUCCAUUCAAAUGUAUGCUGAACAAACGGACGGUUCGUGUGGAAACUCCCAUUCAAAUCAGUGAUAAACAUGAAGUCGUUUGUGUGUGAAGCCUCCCAUUCAAUCACGUGCUAAACAAAUCUACGGUUAGUGUGAUACUUCUCAUUCAAUCCAGAGUUAAACAUAAACUCGUUUCUGAGUGAAACCUUUCAUUCAACCGUGUGCUAAACAAAACCCAAGUUUAGGAUGAAGCCUUUCAUUUAAACAUAUGCUAAACAAAACAUCGGUCUAGUUUGAGAGGUUCCAUUUCAUCAUAUGCUAUAGAAAAAGACGGUUCUGUGUAAAACCUUCAAUUCAACCGUGUGCUAAACAAAAAAAAACUUCAGUUCAGUGUGAAGCCUUCCAUUUAAAUAUCUACAGAACUAAAUAACGAUUCAGUUUGAGAGCUUCCAUUCCAACAUAUGCUAGUCCCUAUGAAACCUUCCAUAUAACUGUUUGCAAAACAUAAUAUCGACUGCGACAAGAUUCUGUUGAAAACCAGUUUCUGGAACUAGAUGCUCACACCGGGAUAAGACAGUGCUGUGUUUGGUUUGGGAUUGUUCAUUCGAUUUGAAAUGGUUGGAUGGAAUUUGAGAGUUUGAGGUUAGUUCUGAUGCUCCAAGGAAGACUUACUUGACUAUCAAACAAAGUCUAAAGUGUGCUGUUGCAAAUAGUUGAGGAUAUAAACUGAUGGAUGCUCUAGAUAUGCAAGCUGGUUUCGAAAGAUCAACUACCAACAAGUCGACAACUAUAACUAUAUCUACAACCAACUAUAACUACCAACAAGUCGACAACUAUAACUAUAUCUACAACCAACUACAACUACCAACAAGUCGACAACUAUAACUAUAUCCACAACCAACUACAACUAUAAACUGCCAACAAUAUAACUAUAUCUACUACUACCGAGGGAGAACAGUGCAGAAAACAUAUAUACAACUCAAUACUGUAGAGUUCUAUAGUUAGACUUCUGUGUCGGAAUACCGGCUGAAGCAAAUUGGUCAAUAGUCGACUGGUGUGACGUCAUCACUAUGAAAUCCAUUAUCAUCAAGUGAAAAGUCAAGGUCAUUAUCAUCCCAACCAUAGCAACAAUUCUGAUGCGUCUUUAAUGAGAGGUCAGUGAAAUUCAACUAGGAAACGGUUGGGAGUGAAAUUUUGUAAGUCAUGAUAAAGUGAGAGUGGGAUUGAAAAGUCAUUAGUUGGUAGUGAAGUUUAAUGAGGAAUUAGUGGGUUAUGAAAGUCAUCAAAUAGGACAUGUUAUUCAAAUGUCAAAAAUUUAGGUAGGUCAAAUCAUUAGAGAGGUCUACAAUAUUGGAAGUUGGGAGUGUAAUUUAUCAAGUCCUAAAGUGAGAGUGAAAAUUGAAAAUUUAUUAGUUGAUAGUGAAGUUUAAUCAGGAAUCAGUGGGUUCUGAAAGUCAUCAAAUAGGACAUGCUAUUCAAAUGUCAACAGUUGAGGUGGGCCGAAUCAUUAGAGAGGUCUACAAUAUUGAAAGUUGGGAGUGAGAUUUAGAAGUGAAAAUUGAAAAGUUAUCAGUUGAUAGUGAAGUUCAAUAAGAAAUCAGUUGAAGGGGGCUCUGAAAGUAAUCAAAUCUACAAUAUUGAGAGUUGGAAGUGAGAUUUAAGUCAUAAAAUGAGAGUGAGAAUUGAAAAGUCAUUAAUUUUUGGUAGUUAAGUUUAACGAGUCUGAUAGCGGUUUACGCACGAUAACGUUUAACUUGAUAGUGGAUUCUGAAAGUCAUCAAAUAAGACUUGAUUUACAAAUUUCAACAGUUUAGGUGGGCCAAAUCAUUGAAAGAGUCUACAUUAUUGAAAGUGAAAUUCAAUAAGUCAACAAUUUAAAGGAGUCUACAGUAUUGAAAGUGGAAUUUAGUUAGUGAACAAUUUGAUUAAUGAUUAAGGGGGUCUACAGUAUCAAAAGUUGAAUUUAAUAAGUCAUCAAUAAUGAUAUUGAGAGUAGUGUAUUGAAAAAGUGAAUUUAACCUGUGAGCAGUGAAAAUCAGUGAUAGAAUUCCAACAGUCAGCAAUGUUUAGAGUAGUCAGCAAUAUCAAAUUCGUGAUAUUAUUCACUAAGGGUGUUUAUCAACAGUUGAAAUGAGAUGAAAAUUCAGUCGAGUAGCACGAGGACCUAGUUUUGCAAGAGUUAUCCAUAGGUCAUAGGGUUAAACGGCUUUUAACCCUAGUUUAUCGGCUUUUAACCCUAGUUUAUCGGUUUUUAACCCUAGUUUAUCGGCUUUUAAGCCCAGUUUAUCGGCUUUAAACCAUAGUUUAUCGCCUUUUCAUACGAAAUUUACAUGUAUUGAAGAUCGACUUCUGUAUGAGAACAGUAGAUUCAACGCAUCUGAAAGACUUUCUGAGUACUUUGGAAGAGUGAUAUUGUAGUAGUUAUCCAUACUGAAUAAAAAGAGGUUAAAGAACAAUAUAAGUGUAGGAGAAUAUCUUUUCUUUUAUUCAGCAUCUGUAAUAACGUCUGUUGUAAUUAGCGUCUGUAAGAACUAACGUCUGUUGUUAUUGACGUCUGUAAGGAUAAUGACUGUGAGAAUUAACCUGUUUUAGAAUUAACCUCUUUUCAAUUAACCUCUUUUUUGAUGAACCUCUUUUAAAAUAAUAUUAACGUCUGUAAGAGAACACAAAAAUACUUGAUAACAGUUGAUCAGCAAUCAUGUCCACCUUUAUCACACUGUUGCCAAUUCUCACGCUACUCUCCCUGCUGCCUGCUUCUGGAAGGGUGACCGUGAAACGUCAAGACACACCCCCUGCCAGUGACGUCAUAAACGUCAACCACUUGGCUGACCCUAUUAUUGAACAAUUCAGCAACGAAAUCAUAGCUGAGGGCAAAGAACAGGCAAAAGUUGACGAUUUUGAAGAGUUCUACAGGGUAGGUUUGCUGGGUGCCAAGUUUACCCUCUUCGAAUUUCAGUGUAAAAACGGGUGGGUGAGGGAUAUUUCUAGUGUGACCCGUCAGGGGGAUGUUUUCUUGCAUACCGGGGGUUUGCCGAUAUCGGUGGAUAUUCCGUUUGGGUUUAAAAUCCUGCAGUUUAACUGUGACUCGUAUUUGUUAAGGGUGCCAGUGGUUAAGGUUUCAGGUAAACUGCAGGCUGACGUGGCAGCUAACGCUGUAGACCUUAAGGUCAGUGUAGAUUUCAUAGACGAACAAUGUCGAUUCAGGGUGGAUCGUUUAAAGGUUGUAAAACUAGAAGGUAUACAAAUACAAGUGACAGGUUUCAGUAUAUUCAACGGCAUGUUUAACAAGAUUGUAUCUUGGAUAGCGAGAUUAUUCAAGAACACAAUCGAGCAAAGAAUCGCGGAGCAGAUUAAGGUUUCUUUGAAGACUAUUGUGGAACAGUCGGACUUGUGUCAUGAGCAUACCUUGAUGAAAAUAACUGAUAAAAAGGAACUGAUACCGGUGCUGGCUGCGUCGUUCGGGAGAGUCACGCAUCAGAUUGAGCAGAAUAUAACUGGUACUCAUAAGUAACUGUUAUUAACGAUCAUACCUGGAUGAAAAUAACUGAUAAAAAGGAACUGAUACCGGUGCUGGCUGCGUCGUUCGGGAGAGUCACGCAUCAGAUUGAGCAGAAUAUAACUGGUACACAUAAGUAACUGGUAUUGAUAACGUAUUUUUAAGUGCCAGUUGCACAAAAGUCGGUUAAGUUUUAAUCGAGAACCAAUAAGAGAAGCCUUUCUUCUCGAAAAAGCCUUCAACACACAGUUUAGUUUUAACCGUGAUUAAUUUCAGAAGAACCAAUCAGACAAGCCUUUCAAAAAAGGAACUCAAGAUAUAAAAAUAAGGUCAAGAACCACAUCUACUUAAAAUAUAGAUUCAAAAAAAA
This is a messenger RNA of Nilaparvata lugens (brown planthopper), 4018 nucleotides long. RefSeq lists its product as uncharacterized. The transcript is spliced from 3 exons. NCBI's taxonomy places the organism in Eukaryota, Metazoa, Arthropoda, Insecta, Hemiptera, Delphacidae. The record is from RefSeq and is a predicted model, not a curated record. Bases 2851 to 3663 code for a protein of 270 amino acids.